AAAAAAUUGGUCGCGUCUGUUGCAUUUUUAGCAAGUAAAAAUAAAUUAUUGAUAUUCAUUAGUUUCUCUCGCACUAAACUAAAGAAUAAUGGUGAAGUUAACAACUGAAUUAAUUCAAAAUUCCAUGCAGUACAUGAAUCCCUGCAGGGACCGUGAAUUGGAUUUAAGAGGUUAUAAAAUACCACAAAUUGAAAAUAUGGGUGCCACACUGGAUCAAUUUGAUACAAUAGAUUUCUCUGACAAUGAUAUAAGAAAAUUAGAUGGAUUUCCCCUCCUGAAAAGACUAAAAUGUUUAUUACUAAACAACAAUAGGAUUGUGAGACUCGGUGAAAAUCUGGAACAGUAUUUACCAAACUUGGAAACAUUGGUACUUACCAAUAACAAUAUCACAGAACUUGGAGAUUUAGAUCCAUUAGCAACUAUUCCUAAAUUACGAAGUUUAUCUCUUAUGCAUAAUCCAGUGGCAAAUAAACAACAUUAUAGAGCUUAUGUAGCUUUCAAAUUACCUGAACUAAGAUUAUUAGACUUUAGAAAAAUAAAACAAAAGGAAAGAGAUGAAGCAGAAACAUUCUUCAAAAGCAAGAAAGGGAAAGAAGUCCAUAAAGAGAUUUCUAGAAAAGCUAAAACAUUUGUACCGGGCGGUAAUUUGCCUGAUCCCAAAAUUACAAGCCUUACUCCACAAGAGAUCCACAAGAUCAGAGAGGCAAUCAAAAAUGCUUCUUCACUACAAGAGGUGGAAAGGUUGACAAGAAUGUUGCAGUCAGGCCAAAUACCUGGUCAAAAACCAUUGCAACCUCAAACACAAAACAAUGGCCAACAAGGGGAAGAAGAAGAAAUGGAUACAGACCAGAUAAAUGGCCAGUGAUGAGUUUGAGUUGAGAAUGGAAUACCUGCUACAUUAUUAUUUUAAGGGUUUGUUUAUGUUAAGGUUUCAAGCUAUAGAAACAACAUUCAAUAACAGUUUACUCAAAGUUAAUACUACCUUAUUUAAUUCCUUUAUUCCUUCUGAUCAUUCAUAGUGGACAUGGAAAGCAAGCAGGCAUAGUUAUCUUUAUUAUCCC
Messenger RNA from Chilo suppressalis (striped riceborer), 1061 nucleotides. NCBI's taxonomy places the organism in Eukaryota, Metazoa, Arthropoda, Insecta, Lepidoptera, Crambidae. The record is from the annotation of a GenBank genome assembly.